UCAGCCUAGCAUCUCCGCUGAAGAUUGGGGCAGAGUCAAGGGGAGGAAAGGGAUUAGCCAGCGAACAGUGCUGCUUCUUACACCCACGACCUUCUUACGCUGCUUCUUACACCCACGAAAAUACAUUGCAAGCUGUCGUUCAAAACAAUUUCGUCCACACAUAACACAGUUUAGCGAUUUCCAUGUCGAGACAGCAUGCAGUAAUAAGCGACACACAUUGAUUCCCGGUACCGCUCAGUGCUGUUGGACACACGAGAAGAGAAGGAAGGCAGCGGUCUACACUGAACUUUAUAAACGGCAGUAAACCCAGCGGCUACAGUCAUGGCGGAGAAAAUCGACAAUUUCCCCCCUCUGCCUGGGUUCAUUCCCCUGAAGCCAUGCUUCUACCAAGACUUCAACGAGAUUCCUGAGCAGCACCGCACCAUGGCCAAGCGCCUGUAUCACCUCUGGAUGUUGAACAGCAUCACUCUGGCAAUGAAUCUGAUUGGCUGCCUGGCAUGGAUGUGUGGCGGAGGAGGAGCUGUCAAUUUCGGAAUGGCUAUUCUGUGGCUCAUCCUCUUCACUCCCUGCUCCUAUGUGUGCUGGUUUAGGCCUAUUUACAAAGCCUUCAAGUCAGACAGUUCCUUUAAUUUCAUGGCCUUUUUCUUCGUUUUCAUGGCUCAGACGGUAAUCAGCAUCAUCCAGGCUGUUGGUAUCCCGGGCUGGGGGGUCUGCGGAUGGAUAGCGACAAUCUCAUUUUUCGGCACUAAUGCUGUCUCUGCAGUGUUCAUGUUGAUCCCAACUAUAAUGUUCACAGCUGUUGCUGUCAUCUCUUUUAUAGCUCUCACUAAGGUGCACAACUUCUACCGCGGCUCCGGGGGCAGCAUGAGCAAGGCCCAGGAUGAGUGGACCACGGGGGCCUGGAAGAACCCACACGUGCAGCAGGCAGCACAGAACGCAGCCAUGGGGGCGGCACAGGGAGCCAUGGUACCACCACCCGGGGAGGCUCAGUACUCCUCCACCCCCAACUACUCCUACGAGAACCAGAUGUAGGCUCUGAAGAGGGAGGGAGGGAGGGAGGGGUGAGAAAGCACAGCACAGGGCAAGCUUGUACAGAGUCUAGACAGAGUCCAGAACCUACCCACAACUAACAAUUUAAU
Acipenser ruthenus (sterlet) is the source of this 1139-nucleotide messenger RNA. Its product is annotated as secretory carrier-associated membrane protein 5-like. Gene Ontology annotation, cellular component: trans-Golgi network membrane; recycling endosome membrane. Lineage: Eukaryota; Metazoa; Chordata; Actinopteri; Acipenseriformes; Acipenseridae. The transcript is spliced from 7 exons. The record is from RefSeq and is a predicted model, not a curated record. Bases 322 to 1032 code for a protein of 236 amino acids. Gene Ontology annotation, biological process: protein transport.